CCGGGAAGAGCACUUCAAGCAUGUUACUCAGGUCAGGUGACAUGGGGAGGAACUUCGAGAAUUCAAGAUGGCUACAAUUCUGCCAAGACACAACAUUUUAUAAUGGAAUAACUAACAUUUAAAGAUGCUUAAAGGGACAUUUGAGUAUUCCGUAGUGGGUUAGCUGCUGUAAAUAUACUUCUGGAACUCAACCGAUAACUAACCUUAGCUAAUAUGUAGCUAGCUAGAAGCCAAACGUUACAGAAGCUACGUUAUUUAGCUAUCUCAUUAGAAGUUACUGACAGUCUAGAGUUCGUGCCCCCCUUACCAGCACAAUGAGCGAUUCCCGAAUGUUCUCGAUCUUAACACUGCUCCUGGUAGUACCUGCGUCAAUUAGUGUCCAUGGUGCUAUUUCAGGAGAGGAAUACUCUACUACAGCGAUAAGCACAACAUCCCUUCAUUGCUGGCAAGAGGAUGAGUUUUCGAUUUUGACAGAGUGUGCAAGGUGCAACCCCUUUCAGAUGAAAUCAUGGGCACCUUGCGCCCGAACUGGAUUCAUAGAAAAGAUCAACUGUGCAAAAACCAACAAAGUUGAAUACAAGAGCUGCCGUUCCUCUUGGGUUGAUGAGCGCCUAUUCUGGAGGUUUGAGGGGAUCAUGAUGUGCCUGACGGUAGUCUUGGUCCUGGUGGUUAUAGCUCGUCAGAGAACCCUGGACCACCUGGCUUCUGAAAAGGUCCGCAGGCAGAUCCUGUCCAUAUAGAGACUGGGUGCUGUUGUCUGGCGCUUGACCAAUCAAAUGUUUGAAGGACUUGAAUGGCAGAACUUGCACAUAUCACUAUUUCCAUUUUGAUCCCAUGUUUUGUUGUGGCCUUAUUUGUGAAAUGUCUAUGUCUAAGUAUGACCCAUACACUGCACAAUAGUUAUGGGUUUGAACUAAUCUUACAAUAUGUUCCAAGUCAUUACUGCAGUAUACUUAAUAAUAUUGCAGCACAGCAUGUCUUUAUGUUGUCAUAGUUGAUAUCUUUUAUGUGUCUGUGAUUAGAGUAUAGUCCUGCCUAACUAUUCCAUGUGUCAGUUUUGGGGAUUUGAACAUGUCAACUUGGUCUAACUUCCUGACAUUCUCACAUUGUCUGCUUGUCACCAUAAUAACUGAGUUGGUCCAGCCAGAGAGACGAAUACUACAAAUAUCUAGGCCUAUGUGUUAUUGAGUAUGUACCCUAUUUUCCUUCAAAGAUUGAUUUCUGAAAAAGGGGUUUUACCAGCUACAUUUAAUGCGCUACGAUAGAUGACAUUUUUUGGUCUGUGAUCAAUGUGCUUACGGUGUAUUUACCAAUGAUUGGUCAAUCACGUUUGUGUGAAAUUCAGGUCUGUCUAAACUAUACAUAUCUAUUUAUUUAUGGUGUCGUUUGACAGGCGUUUCCUUUUAGUUACACACUAGCUUAAUAAAGAGCAGUGACACUAUCAAGAGCAGUGUGCUGGUUUCUUAAUUUUUCUGAUCUUAUUCAUCUGUUACCAGGCACCUGCAACAAAGAUAGCUCAGAUGUGUGAGUGCCUUUUCAAUUUUGUUUAGACACUAUUUGUAAAACCAUGUUUCCUCUGAUUUCUUACAGUAUUUAUGUAUUUUACAGCACUGUUAACACUAUUCCUAAUUAUUACAUUACUGUAAGUGUGUAGCAAAUUGUACAGUUUAUUGCACUUUCUAUUUAUGACCAAUAAAAAUAAACUGUUAGGGUAUGUGCA
This is a messenger RNA of Oncorhynchus gorbuscha (pink salmon), 1720 nucleotides long. Its product is annotated as protein JTB-like. The record is from RefSeq and is a predicted model, not a curated record. Gene Ontology annotation, biological process: mitotic cytokinesis. Bases 315 to 740 code for a protein of 141 amino acids. Lineage: Eukaryota; Metazoa; Chordata; Actinopteri; Salmoniformes; Salmonidae. Gene Ontology annotation, cellular component: membrane; spindle; cytoplasm. The transcript is spliced from 5 exons.